AUGACUGCUGCAUCCACUUCCAAUGCACAAACCUUUGGUUUGGGUCCAACUUCGUUCAGCACUGCUGCAUUAAGAGAGGUUUCUAGAAGAGAGUUGAUUCAAGUCUUGGAUUCCGUUCGAGGAAAAAAGGCUCUUGUUAUAGAUCCAAGCGUUAGUGGACCAUUGAGCUUGGUUGCAGAGUUUGCAGUUCUCAAGGAGCAUGGUGUUGAAAAGAUAUUUCAUCUAGCAUCAGCUCCACUAGAAACAGACUGCAAAAGUCUGGUUUACAUUACUCGUCCUAACCCAACUCAUAUGAAAUGGAUUGCUGAUCAGUACAAGUGGUGUGCUUCUCAGCGCUCUUCCACACCAGAUAAUCAACCCGACAUUACCGUAUACUUUGUACCACGUCGUACAUUGAUAUGCGAUCAGAUUCUAGAAGAACAAGGCAUAUUUGGUGAUAUUGCAAUCGGCGACUACCAUCUUGACAUUGUACCAUUAGAGGAAGAUUUACUUUCUUUAGAACUGGACUCGUUUAAACCAUUUUAUGUGGACGGAGAUCCUACUUUAAUCCACUCGGUAGCACAUGCUAUCAUGAAAUUCCAAAUUCUUUAUGGCUCCAUUCCUCGAAUUCUUGGAAAGGGUAAUGGUGCAAAAGUGUUGACCGAACUGUUGAUUCGAAUGCGUCGUGAUUACUCUAUUGCAGACGCACCUUUGAACUCUUCUCAAGCAAGUGAUUCAGAAUUUGACUCCAUUAUUAUUCUUGAUCGUACGGUUGAUCUUGUCAGCCCUUUACGUGUUCAAUUGACAUACGAAGGUCUUAUCGACGAGUUAUUUUCCAUCAAAACAACUUUUGUAGAAAUUUCGGCUCCUGUAUCUCAAGUCUCUCCUGCAGCUAUUAUUCCACCAACGUACUCCAAGUCAAAAAAACUUGUUCUUAAUAAUCAGGAUCAUGUGUUUUCUGAGAUCCGAAACCUUGGAUUUGAAGUUGUUGGAAGUAUGCUAAGCCAUGUCGCACUUCGGAUUCAAGAGGAAGAAGAUGAGCGACACAAAUUGAAAACUACAACUCAGCUCAAGGAUUUUGCCUCAAAAAUAGGAAGUUUGCAACAACAGCGUCAAUCACUUGGACUUCAUAACGGUAUCUAUGAUGAUAUUUUGCGAUAUGCCGGCAACCCAGACACUGUAAAACGGUGGGCAGCAGAAGAAGUUUUCACUCACGGUAAAUCGUCCUCCUCUGACCUUGAAUAUAUUGAGGAGCUUAUUGGAAGACAAGCACCAAUUGAGACUGUACUUCGACUAUUGUGCUUGUACUGUGUUGUGAAUGGCGGCCUUAAAACAAAGUAUUAUGACUCUUUUCGGCGACAUAUUGUUCAGACUUAUGGCUACAUGCAUAUCGUCACUUUACAACGUCUUAAGCAAGCUUCGUUGCUUUUCCCUCUUGUUUCAACUGGACCCAAAGCUCCAUAUCUACAACUGAUUAAACAGCUACAACUCACAUGCGACUAUGAUUCUGAUCAAGUUGCAGACAUUUCAUAUGUUUACCAUGGCUACGCUCCUAUUUCUAUUAGGCUGAUCCAGAUGGCAUGUCGGAUUCUAAACAAUACAAGUGAUACAAUUUCUUCGGCUCCGUCUUGGAAAGGAUGUGAGGAUGUUUUGAAAAUAAUCCCAGGUCCAUCCAUUGAGGAAACAAUCACUGCAAGCGAUCGCAGUUUUCGAAAAAAAGUGCAACAGAUUUCACCAUUGACUCUUGUUGUUUUUCUUGGCGGAUGCACCAUGGCAGAAGUUGCUGCGCUAAGAUUCAUUAGCGGAGGAGACUCGUCACAACGGGGAUUCAUUAUCCUAACGACAGGAAUCACAACAGGCUCACGCCUCUUGAAUUCGAUGGUCAGCAAGCCCAAUGCCACUGGUUCGUGUGCUCCCGUGUUCAGCACCUUGAAGAACACUACAGAUUGA
Molecule: messenger RNA, 1929 nt
Organism: Batrachochytrium dendrobatidis JAM81
Lineage: Eukaryota; Fungi; Chytridiomycota; Chytridiomycetes; Rhizophydiales
Product: tethering complex ATP-binding subunit VPS33
Exons: 14
Coding region: 1-1929 (642 amino acids)
Biological process (GO): vesicle-mediated transport; intracellular protein transport
Cellular component (GO): fungal-type vacuole; CORVET complex
Source: RefSeq, a predicted model, not a curated record